This is a messenger RNA of Penaeus indicus, 5597 nucleotides long. It is a transcript of the gene Madm, whose product is annotated as nuclear receptor-binding protein homolog. Gene Ontology annotation, biological process: intracellular signal transduction; protein phosphorylation. Bases 89 to 1690 code for a protein of 533 amino acids. The transcript is spliced from 12 exons. The record is from RefSeq and is a predicted model, not a curated record. Lineage: Eukaryota; Metazoa; Arthropoda; Malacostraca; Decapoda; Penaeidae. Gene Ontology annotation, cellular component: endomembrane system; cytoplasm. Gene Ontology annotation, molecular function: protein serine/threonine kinase activity; ATP binding.
UUAACUGUCGCUCGUGAAGGAAGGAUGUACGCAAUGCAUUGAACAUUUCGUGCUCAUUUGUGCUUUUUUUUACGUUCUCACGUUCACCAUGACGGGGAGUAAGAACGGCAACGAGCCAGAGACCAAAUCACCGCGGGAAAGUGGCGAGGACAGUGAGGACGAGAGCGAGAUACUGGAAGAGAGUCCUUGCGGAAGAUGGUCCAAGCGGCGGCAGGAGGUCCAGCAGCGGGAUGUGCCGGGCAUCGACGCCGCGUACUUGGCCAUGGAUACAGACGAGGGCAUGGAAGUCGUGUGGAAUGAGGUGCGAUUCAGCGAGCGGCGCAACUUCCGCGAGCAAGAGGAAAAGAUCCGGUUAGUGUUCGACAAUCUCACGCAGCUCGACCACCCCAAUAUUGUCAAGCUCCACAAGUACUGGAUCGACAGCAAGAACGACAAGCCCCGGGUCGUCUUCAUCACGGAAUACAUGUCUUCAGGGUCACUGAAAAAGUUCUUGAAGCUGACCAAGCGCAAUGUGAAGAAGCUUCCUCUGCAGUCUUGGAAGCGAUGGUGUACCCAAAUCCUCUCUGCUCUCAGUUACUUGCAUUCGUGCUCCCCCCCUAUCAUCCACGGCAACCUCACAACCGACACCAUAUUUAUCCAGCACAACGGCCUCGUCAAGAUCGGCUCAGUGGCACCUGAUCAGAUCCACUCCCAUGUCAAGACCUGCAGAGAUGACAUGAAAAACAUGCACUUCAUUGCCCCGGAAUAUGGAAGCCAUGCACCAGUCACCCCAGCAGUAGAUAUCUAUUCUUUUGGUAUGGCAGCUUUAGAGAUGGCUGCCCUUGAGAUACCAGGCAAUGGAGACUCGGGCAAUAUUGUUACGCAGGAGCAGGUGCAAAAAACUAUACAUUCCCUUGAACACGAGUCCCAGCGGGACUUCAUUCGGCAGUGCCUGAUUGCAGACCAUAAUAAACGACCUCGCACCACAGAAUUACUUUUCCACAAAGUCUUGUUUGAGGUCCACUCCUUGAAGUUGCUUGCUGCUCACUCUCUCAUACACAACCCAAAGAAGUCCAACAAGAACAUUGACAACUGUGUAGAAGAAAUGCUGCAGCAACAGUACCAUCAGGACAGCAUCUUGGCUGAGAUUAAACACAAGGAUCGUGAACCGACGCUCUUCAGGAUGAAGGAUAUCCCAGUCCUAGAGAAGCUCGAGAAGUUCAUGGAAGAUGUUAGGUAUGGUAUUUACCCUCUAACGGCCUUCAAGCUCCAGCAGCCACCUCCGUCCCGACCUCGAGCCAUUUCCCCAGAGGCAGUUGAUCCCGUUGCAUCAGAUGCCCAGGAGGUGGCACAGAUGGAGACCCGUAAAGUUAUAAACAUGAUGUGCAACAUUAAGCCUAAUGAAAAUGGACAUGGUUUGUUUAUGACCAUCUCAUUACGUUUAGAAGACAAGAUGAAUCGGCAGCUCUCUUGUGUGGUAGAAGACGGGGAAGGAGCUGCGGCACUAACUGACGAACUUGUCAGAUACGGUUUUAUUAGCCAAAUUGACAAAGAUGAAAUAACCAGUUUAAUAGAAGAUCACCUAACACGGGUGCGAAAUGGUCUUUCUGUGUCAAUGGCUUCGGGCCGAAAUGGCGUGGGAGGCAGUGUUUCAGGUCAAGACACUCUGCGUGUAAUGCAUCCCCCUACGAUCACAACAGCAACUAGAUAACACCCAUGAUUCUCCCACACUCAGGCACAGCCCGUGUACCACACACUGUGAACUUAAUGAAAAGAUUUUGUUUAUUAAAGUCUUAAUUCUGCAAUAGAAUUGUUAGAUAUUUUUUUAUUAUUAUUAGUUAUUAAUGAUGAUAAUGAUAAUAAUGAUAUUCAUUACUAUUAUUGUUAUCGUUAUUGUUAUUUUUGUUAUUUUUUUUCCUUUUUAUUAGGUGCAUUUAGGGGUAGUGAAAAAAAACAGAGACCAAACACAACUUUAUUGUUUUUUGUGCAGUACACUAAGUUGAAAAUGUGAAUAUUUAUAUAUAUAUAUCUGAGUUUGUUGUUUGGUCGUGAAAGCAUUUGGGAGAUGUCAGGUGCACACGGGAGUCUGUCAUGUUAGAUGGAAUAUGUCGUAGAGAAUGAUAUUUUGACAUGUUAACAUGAGCUCCCAGGUAUUGUGAUAAGAGAAGAUUAAGAGGGCUCAUUUGUGCUUAAUGGGUCGAAGGUUCUUCCCUCCUCGCUCUCCCCUCGUCUUAUUCAGUGCCCGAGCUGAUAUCCAGCGAGGUAACAGAGAGGCUCGUAGCGUAGUCUGUCUGUCCUAGGCAAGGAUGGCUGGAUGAGGAGAUGGCUGUAUUGUGUACUCUUUAGAUACUUUUUUUAGGGGGGAGUUGAUUGUAAUGACACCAUGUUAAAUACUUUUUUUUUUUGAUUCAUUUAUUUAUUUUUAUUAUUUUUUUUAUUCCUAUAUUGUUGUUCUUUGAGAAUAUUGUAUGAGAACCAGCAGUGAUUGAUUAAUUUUGAGUAUAUGGAUCCCUGAGAAGUUUUAUUUGUUUUGCUCCUGACUUAUGAAGCAUUCAUUGUGAUUAGUAUUGUCCACCAUAUUUUUUUAUAUUGGAAAGGUAUUUUACGGUGAAUCAUAUAUUUUUCAUGAAAAGGACAUAUCAAUGAAGCAAAAGGAUCAAUGGAAAGCUUGGUAAAUAAUGCUGAUCUGUCUCGUCCUUACAUGUAGUACAUUUAUACUUUUGAAGUAUGUGUGGCAGUAUUGUAGUGUCUCAUUCAAAUGUGCCUGGGGAAAACUAUUGCAAGGAUCUGAAAAUCCUUUCAUUGUGUUGUUUUUUGUUUCUGUUUUAUUUUACAGUUAUCUUUUAUUAUAUUAUUAUUAUUAAUAUUUUUUUAUAAGAACGUAAUGUAUAGGUGUUUCAUUUUUACCCAGAUACAUCCUACAUGCUCUUUGUAAUUUGCAGUUUUUUGGGAACCAAUGGAGGUAGGGCUCCUCUUUAGGCUCUUGAGCAACAUCGUGUUUGGCAAAUCAUCCAAGGCAUUAAUGCUUCAUUGCUUUGACUUUCAGUUUGUAAGCUGCAUUGCAUAGAUAUUCUGUCCCAAUUUCAGGACACUUGGAAGACUGGUGAGAGAAAAAAAAAGAUUCAUUCAGUAAAUACAGUGUUUGGAGAAAAGCAUUGACUAAAGUGUGUUUUAGAUAGUAGUGUCUUUGAAAUCAUAUUUGUUUUAAAUUACUUUAAAGUCUGGCAUCUUGUAAACUUUCACUGAUAAUACAAUACCAAGUUUUUGCCUUACGGAAUUGAAAUCGUGCUUUGGAGUAUUUGUGAAUAAGACAUUUCAUUGGGUAAUUUCAUGUGCUUAUGGUAAGACCAGCUAUAAUAGUCUUAUACACAAAGAUUUUUUUUUUCCUUUUUUUCUUUUUUUAUUCUUUACACUUGUUCCCUGCAGAUUAUGCAUGGUACAUAGUUUUGUACACUUAUUACUAUGCAUGGUACAUCAGUAUUAUCAUGUUUAGCUGCAGAGCGUAUCGGUCAGUUGCUUCUGAUCUAACACAACAACUUGUUAUCCUUUGUGUUAAUGUGACAUACCUUACCAUACUCUGUUUUAUAGACUAUAUCUGUUAGAGGGGGAUCCUAAGCCUGUUCAGUUACAGUUCUUAUAGAAUGAAGCGUAUAGAAUGACAUGGAGUAAUCUCUUGGUCACUUGAAUAUUAGUUGAUAUUAACAACAUGUGGUUUACUUCUGUUACUGUGUGUGCACCUUCUGUGUCCAUACUUUUUUGUAAUAUUAAGGUUAUCUUGAUUUGUAAAUAUUGGCAUGAUAAAUUCUAGGUUGGAACUUGUUAAGACACUUUUCUACUAGAAGGUUUAGGUGUAAUGUCCAAAACUGAACACCUGCUUGUAAGUUCUUUGCUUAUGGGCUAGUGAUUGUCUAGUUGAGCAAGAAAUAAUGUUUUAUAUAAAAUUUGGUUAUUGGUUGAUUACAUUGAGUGGUACCUGUUUCAGUUGCUCUUCAUUUUUUUCAAGUUUAAGUGAAGACUGCAGCAUUUGAAGCAGAUUUGAUCUUGUGCUAUGUAGCACCUAUUAUAAGUAUGCCAUCAUUGUCAAAAGGAAUCUUUGAAAAGUGUCUUCUUGUGUAGGGUUUCUAAAAAAGAAUAGAAGGGAUUGACUUGUGAUUGUCAUUUAUCAUGUGAAUUUCUUUUGGAUUUUUUUCUUGGGUCUUAAUUUGAUGCUGCUUAUCUGGUAAGCUGGCUACAAUUAAGGACACCGGGAAAAUAAAUUCAUAUGUGAAGUAACAUAUGAUGCAAAAGCAUGCACCAGGAGAAUAAGCAAAGGUAUUCAGCCACCUACCAAGGCUGUCAAUACCUAAUCUAGUCUAGUGGCACACACCUCAGAAGAAACCCAGAAGGAUGAUAGCUGCGGUGCUACAAAUGGCCUGUUUGUUUCAUGUUGCAUGAAAGGAAAAACACCAAAAGUUGUACUUUUGUAGUGUUUUACAAGAGCCACCAGUUCUUAGUUGGUUGUCUGUGACAGCGGUAAUUUGUAAAUGUUCCAAGUAAUUUGUUCGUAGUAUGCAAAAACAGCGAGAGGUUGUUAAACUGGAAGACAGGAAAUGAAAUCUCUGUUCUGAAAGACCCAUGGAGAAAGGUUUGCUGAAGUGAUCCUAUGUAUCCUGAAGUUCACCUUGGACAGUUACUUGGUCAUUAUUUGUAUUGGUGAAUGGCUGACGGCAUGUAUGGUUGUGUGUAAGGUUUGUGUGGUUGUAUAUAUACACUAUAUAUACAUAAUGUAUAUAUACUGUAUAUGUAUUGGGAGGGGGGUUAUCUUUUGAUUACUUGCUCAAAUGAUGGAUACAUGUCACUACACUAUAACCUCAAUGUUUCAUAUAUAGUUUUUACUCUGUUGUGCCUUUUAAUGAGGAACACUUUUUAUUUUUAAAUGAUUAUUGGUAUCCAAAAGAUUUUAUUUUGACUGCUAAAAUGUCAUUAUGAGUGUCUGUAGGUAACUUUUCAACCAAAGAUUUGUGUCUAAAGUUGUUACUCAAUAUAAAUCACCCACAUGAGUUUACAGGAAUAAACUAUUUUGGGUGUUAUUUGAUACUCCUUUUUUAUUAAAGAAAUCUUUAGGGGGUGAAUGAUAAUUAAAUGUAGAGAGAUAUUGCACAACAUUUCAUGGAUGGAAAUUUUUUGAGAGUUCUGGGUGUACCUUUGCUGAUGCACCUUGGAGAGCUUGUUAUUAUCAGUUAGCUAUAUGGCAUUGUAACAUUCUGUAAAAAAAAAAGAAAAAAAAAAGAUAUAUACCUUGCUUGGUUAACUCAAGGGUACUAUAAUGAGGUUGGUGUAAAGCAUUUGUUUCCUCUUCUCUCUCCAACAAUUACUACAUUGCAGUUCAGUUAGAGAAUGUGCAGUCUUCUUGUACAGUUACCUAAUGGUUUAGCACAGGAUGUAUUGGAAUCAUCAAGGUGUUUGUAACCAGAAAAGAGGUUUUGUAUCUAUAUAAUCUGACAAUGAACACUUGUGUAUUGGGUCAGAACUUGAUGAUCAUUGUGUAACACUCCAUUAGGAAUGGUAUGUAAUGAUUUAUUAUUCUGCAAAAUUAUUUUGUUCAUUGACAUCCAAUAACAAAUGAAUAUUUUUCAGCA